AUGUUUCCUAAGAUCAAUAUCCUGAGUCGACACCCACAAUCAACACAGGAGAAGGAGGUAGUGAAAGGAAAUCCCGAGAAAAUGAUGGAUAGUACGUCCUCGCAUUUCCCCUCCUUUCCUCCACAUACCUCACGGCAUCCACACCCUCCUGUUCAAUCAAUCUUCGAGGCCAAAACUGAUACCAUGGCAUCAGUCAACCUCAACCUCAUCGCUGUGGGCUCAACUCGAGAAGAGAUAGGGGACCGUUUCAUCACUCUGAAUAAAAAUGUACCUUAUGUCGCUGUCGGGCGAUCAUCAAAGAACCCGGUCAAAGGCCUUGAGCCUUGCCGUAAGAAUGCCAUUUUCGAUUGCCCUAUAAUGUCAAGAGAUCACGCUCGCUUUGAAAUGGUUGAGACUCCGAUGAGUAUUGUGGUGAAGGAUCUAGGUUCCACACAUGGAACGUUCCUUCGUAAAGAAAGACUCGAGGCCCACAAACCUUAUACGCUUGGAAGUGGAGAAGAUAUAAGUUUCGGCGUUGAAGUAACCAAUGGACCACAGGUUCACUCGGCAAAGACCUUUCGAGUAUUCUAUAGCGCCAAGAUGAACAACCAGAUUCCUCCCAGUCUUCCUCGUGGCUUCCGUGCACCGGAGUAUGAGUCUGCCUCUGGCUCAGAUGACUCACGCGAGGCUUCCAUCCAGAUUCUGGAGAAGACCACUCACCAAUAUUCUUUGUGUUCUUCCGACGAGGAUUCUGACUCAGAUUAUGGAUACAGCGACUCUGAAGAAGACAGAGAGGUCUUUGACAAAGUCACUGAGCAAGUGUCUGCUGUGACGACUCCAGACUCGAAGCAGCCUCGUUCAGAGGAGCAACACAAAUCAAACAACGAUCAUAUUGCGGAUCUGAUCUACAAUUCAGAUAGAAUGGCCACGCCCCCACGGAGUGAUGAACAAACAGAAGCAACACAAAGCUGUCAGCCUGAGGUGCAUGAUAUCACUAGUGAAGACGGGGACAACAAUGACCUGCCCCAAGAAGAAGACCCCGUUGCAACCAGCACGAGUCGUCCUUCCCCUACCAUUCGUCCUCAAAACCCUCUAUCCGCCGUCUUGAACGAGAAGUCAGAUAGUUUCAAGGAGAACAUCGCCCCUGAACCUCGCACUGUUCCUGAAACACAGCCACAAGAUGUUAUGACUGAAGAAGAGGAAGAUACAGAUUUCGAUAUUGAGUGUUCUGAGUCUGAUUACGGCAGUUCUGAGCACGAAAGCGUCGACAUUCCCUGCUCACCGAAAGGGAAAGCAAACGCUACGUACCUCCACCCACAAGAACCCUUCAAGAGCCCGCAAGCUCCCGAGAAAAAGCCGCACAACCCUCUAUAUGGAGAUUCUUUCUACCGGCGCUCCCCUAGCCCCUCGGAUGCAGCAAUACCUCAGCGAAACUUUGGUCCGUCUGUGAAGAACAAUACACCUUUCAGCUGGCAGCAACAAGGAUUUGGCUUAGGUCCUUUUAAUUCCAGCUAUGUCAAUAAAAAUGAAAGCUGCAUCCAGUACCCGGAUAGCUGGAACACUUUCGGUCAACCAUAUGCGCCAUUUCCAGGCCAUCUCUCACAAGUCCAGCAAUAUGCUUAUCCUAGCGAGAUGACUUCCCUGACUCCUCUGAUCUCCGGGCCUGUGACUCAUCCUUCACAGGGUCUGAGCUUCGACACCUGUAGCUGGGAAGAUCCGUACCGAUCUGGCCCAUUUCAGCGUCGAAAAGAGGCUACCCCCAAAACAGAUGAGUCGAACAAGGCCCAUGAAGUGAACGCUUCAGCAGCAAAUCAUGGUGAAGCUUUGCGAAAAGAGAGCUCUCAAUCCCAAUUUCCACGUCUCCACAUCUCUGAUAUCAUCAAUGAAUCUCAUAGUGUGAACGGUACCCCAGAGCGCCCUCUGAAACGAAAGGCAGCCAUGAUUACGCAGGAUCCAGUUGAGAAAGAGCCUUCACCUGAUCCAUCCUCAAUCGCGGUUUCAGAACAGGAUCAAGUCCCGGAGACUGUAAUCCCGGAGACGAUUCUUCCGGAAGCCCAAGAUCAUAAUAUGAACUUGGAUCAAGCCAAUGAGAAUAUAAACCUUCUACUCGAAUCGACCAUGGAAAGCAUCAACUCUAUCCAGCCUGAGCGUCAUGAAGUUGCAACUGAAAACCAGCCACCACCACGGAAGCGCAGCCGAACAUCUUCCUCGACAAUCGGUGGUAUUGCUAAGUACAUGACUGCUGCCGCUGUCGGUGCUAUUGGCGUCCUCGCAGCUAUUGUUGCCACCGCUCCUAGCAGCAUUCAGGAGGAGGCUAUGCGGGAGAUGAUGAUGUAG
Bacidia gigantensis is the source of this 2316-nucleotide messenger RNA. RefSeq lists its product as uncharacterized. NCBI's taxonomy places the organism in Eukaryota, Fungi, Ascomycota, Lecanoromycetes, Lecanorales, Ramalinaceae. The transcript has 3 exons. Gene Ontology annotation, cellular component: cytoplasm. Bases 1 to 2316 code for a protein of 771 amino acids. Gene Ontology annotation, molecular function: protein binding. The record is from RefSeq and is a predicted model, not a curated record.